AUGUCUCUGGCUUCUGUAUCACAUCUGGCUCUUGUCGGGGCAUCAGUGUUCUGCGUAAUCACUAAGCUCAUCACAACAGAAAAUCAAGUUCAAGGACACUGUCCAGAGAAUGAGUUGAAAUUCAAAUGUGAGAGCGACAGUACUUGUAAGAAGCUGAUGUCAAAACCACCUAGCAAUGGGUUGCUGACAGGACGAUGUGUGAACUUCAGUGAGACCCACAAAGCCUGCGAGAUCAAAGGAUGGUGUCCCGCAGAGAUUGAUGAAAUUCAGCCAGACCCCAUGAUGGAGGUGGAGAACUUUACCAUCUUCAUCAAGAACAGCAUUCGCUUCCCACGUUUUAACUUCACAAAGGGAAAUUUCUUGCCCAACAUCAAUAAUUCUUACAUAAAGCAGUGUAAUUUUGACUUUGAGAGUAACAUGUAUUGUCCAAUAUUCAAAGUGGGAGAUGUGAUCCGAUUUGCACAACAGGACUUUACUACUCUUGCUAAAAAAGGGGGAGUGAUAGGGAUAAAAAUAGCGUGGGUGUGUGAUUUAGACAAGGCAGAGGAUGAGUGCAAGCCAGCCUACUCCUUCACUCGCCUGGACGCCAUGUCAGAGAAGACCACUGUGUCUCCAGGAUACAACUUCAGGUACGCAAAGUAUUUUAAAAUGGAGAACGGAACCGAGUAUCGCACUCUGUUGAAAGCCUACGCCAUCAGAUUUGAUGUGCUGGUUAAUGGAGAUGCGGGAAAAUUUGACAUGAUCCCAACUCUGAUCAACAUGGUUGCUGCCUUCACCUCUGUUGGUGUGGGUACAGUGCUUUGUGACAUCAUUCUGUUGAACUUCUUGAAAGGAGCUGACCAAUACAAGGCCAAGAAAUUUGAAGAGGUAUCAGAUUCACAUAUUCAGAGCAAUAAUUCAUUGUACAGGACCAGAGACCACAGCCAGCAUUCAAUCAAAACUGAUGAGAAGUUCUCCAACGACUCCGGAGCAUUUUCCAUUGAUCGUUAUAGUUAAAAGUGCUGGUCACGGCACUUGGGGAAGGAUUGGAAAAAACAAAUUAAUUCAAAGUUCUUCAUUCCAGUCAUAAUCUUUAUUUAUUUUUUUUCACUAAUCCUAGAUCCUUCCACAAAGAACAGUGUAGACCAAUAUAUAUAUACACACACACACACACACAAACACAAAACGGUUCCAUAGGCUAUCAACUGAACUUUCCCCCCUAAUUUUACAUUUGCCUUAAACAUAAAGAUUAUUUUAACUAUAACCAUGGCCCCAAUCUUAAACAUCUCAAAAUCAAAAUCAAUCAGUCAAUAUGUAUUAUUUGCCUGACUGAUCAAAAAUAUUACUAUAUUUUGUAAAUAAUAGUAUUAAAUAGUAAGUAAAUACUCAAAUUCUGCUAUGUAUACUCAUAGUGUUUGCAUGGCCUUAACUAG
This is a messenger RNA of Sinocyclocheilus grahami, 1412 nucleotides long. RefSeq names its product P2X purinoceptor 3-like. The coding region runs from base 1 to 996 and encodes 331 amino acids. NCBI's taxonomy places the organism in Eukaryota, Metazoa, Chordata, Actinopteri, Cypriniformes, Cyprinidae. Gene Ontology annotation, molecular function: ATP binding; extracellularly ATP-gated monoatomic cation channel activity; purinergic nucleotide receptor activity. Gene Ontology annotation, biological process: response to ATP; calcium ion transmembrane transport. The record is from RefSeq and is a predicted model, not a curated record. Gene Ontology annotation, cellular component: plasma membrane. The transcript has 11 exons.